This is a messenger RNA of Rosa chinensis, 3795 nucleotides long. RefSeq names its product L-3-cyanoalanine synthase 2, mitochondrial. The record is from RefSeq and is a predicted model, not a curated record. The transcript is spliced from 15 exons. The coding region runs from base 843 to 1733 and encodes 296 amino acids. NCBI's taxonomy places the organism in Eukaryota, Viridiplantae, Streptophyta, Magnoliopsida, Rosales, Rosaceae. Gene Ontology annotation, cellular component: cytoplasm. Gene Ontology annotation, molecular function: cysteine synthase activity.
CUCGACACCUGGUCUGUUGCUCAGUCCUAUCGUGUCUUCGCUACUUCGCUGCAUGAGAGCAAGAGACAGAAGAGGAUUUGGUUUCGACAGCACUGAAUUUGUGGAUUUGUGGCCUUAACGAGUUUGGCAAAAGUUUUUGUAUAUCAGGAACAGUGAGCUGUCAAAAUUUCCAAGUAUUUCAGAUUUCCAAGUAAUAAUGUUAUUAGGAUUGCAAGUGUUAAUUUCUGAAAUCGAUAACUAAACCUGAUAAUCUGGAAGUGUUAACUUAAUCAAGAAGAACCCAAACUCUAUCAAGCUUUGAUCAAUCACCAAACCCGAUAAUCUGGAACAGCGAAUGUUGCUGUGGAUAGAGGAUUAUGUCGGUGUAGAUAUAGGCUUCUGUCAUAUAUACCGAUGGCGAAGCGCAUAAUCAUAAUUCCAACAAUCGGAGCUCGGCUCCAGCCGAUAUUUGGGUCUCUUUUGAUGGAGCUUGGGUUUCUAUUUCACAUUAGACCUGAUAAAAUCGUUUUUCUUUUGGGAUUUUGUUGUUUGUCGAGCACACAGAGAAAGAGAGGGAGAAGAGAACGGGGGAAGAAUUAAAAGAAGAAGAGAGAGAUCAGAAACUCUUGCUUGCUUGAGAGAAAACAAGUGGAAGCUAUUUUUUUAAUCUCAAAUUUUCUGAUUGAAGUUGUUUAUGGGUCCUGUAUUUAAUGAGUCAAGGAUUGGAUGCUUCAAAAUUUAAUAUAUGCUGUUGUUGAUAUUGGGUUGUGAUUGAUUUUGCUUGCAGGCUUUGCUUGCUAUUACUGUUCCUGAUUCAAGUGAUUUAUCUGUCAGAAGAUUUGUGUUUCAGACCAGCACUUGCUAUGUUCAAUGAUGCUGAAAAGAAAGGCUUAUUAACUCCUGGAGUGAAAACACUGAUAGAGCCAACAUCAGGAAACAUGGGAAUCAGCAUGGCUUUUAUGGCCGCAGUGAAAGGGUACAAGAUGGUUUUGACCAUGCCGUCUUACACGAGCUUGGAGAGAAGAAUGUGUAUAAGAGCCUUCGGAGCUGAGUUGAUUCUCACUGACCCUCCAAAAGGGAUGGGAGGAACUGUCAAGAAGGCUUAUGACCUUUUGGAAUCCACUCCAAAUGCCCUUAUGCUCCAACAAUUCUCAAACCCUGCCAAGACUCAGGUACAUUCUGAAACUGCAGGACCUGAGAUAUGGGAGGAUACUAAUGGAAAAGUUGACAUCUUUGUAAUGGGAAUUGGUAGCGGAGGCACCAUCUCUGGGGUUGGACAGUAUCUCAAAUCUCAAAACCCUGAUUGUAACAUAUAUGGAGUGGAGCCUGCUGAAAGUAAUAAUAGACUAAAUGGUGGUAAACCAGGAGAAACAAAGAAAAUGGUGGGACAGUGUGAUCACAAUCAGAAUUCUGCUUCAGCAACAACUCAUAAGUCAAGAAGAUCGAAAAGAUGGAGAACAGUGUGUCAACAACAAACGGCUGAAGCUUCGCAUAGUUUCUGUGGAAAUGACGAACAAAAUUCUGCUGUAAUUGCGAACAAGGAUCUGUUAGUUGGUACAGCAUCACAUAUUGAUAAUUCAAUUAUGGGAGAUAUGCCAUCCAAUAUUGUAUCAAGAAGAACCAAGAGAAUGUUGAGACAAUGUGAUCACGCUGAAAAUUAUGCUUCAACCAAUGUGUUCCUUACUAGCAAUGAAUCUCACCGAGUCACAUCACGGAACUCAAAGAGGUGGAAAGCUGUAUUAUACUAUAUAUGAAGCGUCAGUUCACUGUUACACUGUUCACAAGAGGGGGUAGAAAAGUUGCUUCUGUCCUUACUGUUCGAGUGUGAUAUCGAGAUGGUGGAAAAGUCGUUUUCACCCUUGGUCUUCUUGCAUGAUCUGGAUAGAGGAAAAGCUUGGUAUUACAGAAUCGUCAGAUUUGCAAGUCGGCGACACCAAAAAAAGAAAAGCUUGGUAAGGUAUUUAUGGACGGGAAAUGAAGGAAGAGAAGAAGAACAGAGACGGGGGAGAUCGUGGUGAUCGUAAAGUGGUCGGAAGGUUUUCUUGAUUCUAUGCGAAAGGGUGUAUGCGUGAUUUGGGUGCCACUGUUCUUCUGCGUAUUGUUGACAAUCUGUUUAACAUUGUAUUCUUCUCUAGAGUUCUGGAACAGUUUGCACUCAGAUUUUUGUAAUCUUUCAAAUUCAGUUAUGACACUUGAUAUGCGGUCCAGAAGAGCAAAGAGAUUAUUAGAAGAGCAUGAUGGUGAGAAUUGUAAUGGUGAAGAAGAAGUGCAAGCAAUGGACAAUUGUCACAGACUUUGUCCGCUGAUAGCUGAAACUGGAAAUAUUGGUUUUGCUAUGUAGGCAAUGCAUCAGAGUAAAUCAAUGAAAUCAAGAAAUGUGGCUCAGUCUCUGGUGGCAGAGAAGAAUUAUACUUCUGAACAUUUGAGGAAACGAUUUCGAAGUACUCAGCGAAAUGGUGCUCUGAUGCUCACUGAAAAUUCAGCAAAUAAUACAAAUUUGGAUGUUGAUAAUACAGCUCCAACAAUUUUACUACUUGCCUACCAGUCUACCCAUUGUUUCAAGUAGACGAUCCUUUUCCAAGGGUUUGCUCAAAUAGUCAUCCAUGCAGGCCUCCAACAUCCGUCUUGUUUCCUCUCCUGGUGUAUGAGCUGUUAAUGCAAUGAUCGGAAUGCGAACAUGAAUUCUCAUAGCCAAAUAGCUCAAAAGCUCAUCAUCCUCGGCAACCAAAAUUUUUUUCCCACUCAAGGCUGUGCUCGGAUUACCAUGUUCAUGUGUUUCUCUAUGUGGAUGUGGGUGAUCAUGACCAACCGGUGAGUUUCUUGAUGUAGAGCCAACAUUAUGGGACUGAUCAUGACAUUGGAUUGGUGAAGAUGAGAUAUCAGAUUCAUCAUCAGUAUGUAACUGAUAUCUUGAUGAACUAGGAGCUCGAGAGACUUUUUUUAAUCCAACCUGAAAUGUGUCCCCUGCUGAUCUAUUUGGUAGUGCACCCCCAUACUCUGGAAGAAAUCUUACCACUUCGAAAAGACAAGUACCAUGAAGUGCCCUUUUUAUGAUGACAUCAUCCGGAUCAAGGCUACUCAAGUCCAUUAAUCUAUGAGACUGCGGAUUUUCUAACCAAACGGUCCUGCACCAAGCAUUUUGAAGGCCUCUUUUGAACUCAGUUAUAAUCUUACAUAAUUGCAGAUAUGGUCCAGCUGUCGUAUCUAUCACUAGCAAUAUAAAGGCGGGUGCACCACUAACAUUGGUAGUCGUCUUCUUAAAUAGAGAGCACACAUUAUUGUACGUUUCAUCCAUAGCACUCAUUAAAGGGUGCACCUCCUUUGCUAUAUUACCGGAGUUGCAUGAUGUAGAUUUGCUCAAGCAGUCCUGCAGACCCAAAUCAGAUAUUCCUGAAGACGAACUAGGAUGACCCUUCAUCUUCAUGUGUUCUACUUUCAUGAGAGUAUGAGCUAGUUGUCCCCAUUGUUCUACCACUGAUACCUUUAUCCCAAGGCUGCUCUUCAUGAACUGGUAAACUAUUCUCCGCCGCUCUUCAUUUUUAAUCAGUAGUACAACAAUGGAUUCCUCUACCUUAGCACUACUAGGGGUGCUGCGGAAUACAUUCAACCUAGGACUGCCAAUUGGUGUGAGAUUUGGACUAGGAAUUAUGGUCACCCUGGGGUUUGCAUUUGCCAUUAAUCCCAAUUGUUGAUCUCUGUCAUCACAACUAGGGUCACCUCCCAAUUCAAGGUCUUGUUGUAAUUUUAUAUGAUCCUCACGCAGAUUAAUAGCUCUCAGGAGAACAUUAAACCUGAAGCAUGUCCCUUUUUCACCAA